This is a messenger RNA of Hevea brasiliensis (rubber tree), 1883 nucleotides long. RefSeq names its product probable glycosyltransferase At5g03795. The transcript is spliced from 4 exons. NCBI's taxonomy places the organism in Eukaryota, Viridiplantae, Streptophyta, Magnoliopsida, Malpighiales, Euphorbiaceae. The record is from RefSeq and is a predicted model, not a curated record. The coding region runs from base 205 to 1743 and encodes 512 amino acids. Gene Ontology annotation, molecular function: glycosyltransferase activity.
GAAAAGUUGUAGGUCUAGACCUCAACAUUAUUGGAUAUAAUAACUAUAGAGAAUAAUUUUGACGAGCAGCAAAGAAUAACUAGAAAGCAAGAAAUGAAUCCCUCCAGUCUUCUUCUUCUAAUUAUUCUGAUCCUAUUAGAUUUUUAAGGGCUCCAAAAGGUUUCAAAAGAAACCAAUAGUGAAAAGUAUUGAAGAGAUUGAUCAAUGAGGCCUCCAAACAAGAUACUCUCCUCCUCCUUAUCAUCAUCAUCACCCGGGUCUCCUUAUUUCUUGGUUCUGAUAGUUGCUCUACCUUUGGUUGUGAUAUCUGUGGUGGUUUGUACACUGGUUCCUCAAGGCUUUUCUAGGUCUGCAUUGCCUUCUCGAACCACAUGGAGAGUUGGUUACUCUCGUUCCUAUCCUUUAGCUUCUUUUUCACUAGCAGAAGCGGCUCCUGGAAACUACUCCAUCUUCAAUUUUUCAGAUAGUUUGAUUGCUAAAGAACUGAACCAAUCAGGACACGAGCAAGAAAUGCUGAACCUUAAAGAAUCUGAUGAAGUUGCUGUUAAUGCCUCAGAAAAAGUUAUCAAGAGAUACAGUAGGAUAGAGAAAAUGGAAGCAAGCUUGGCUAGAGUGAGGUCUUCCAUUAGAGAAGCAGCUCGAGUCCGGAACCUAACCUCAGUCCACCAGGAUCCAGACUAUGUUCCACAAGGUCCAAUCUAUAGAAAUGCCAAUGCCUUCCACAGGAGCUAUUUGGAGAUGGAGAAGCUAUUCAAGAUAUAUGUGUAUGAAGAAGGGGAACCUCCCAUGUUUCAUGAUGGGCCAUGCAAGAGUAUAUAUUCCACAGAAGGGAGAUUCAUUCAUGAGCUGGACAAGGGCAACUCAUAUAGAACUAGAGACCCUAAUGAGGCUAUGGUUUACUUCCUUCCAUUUAGUGUGGUAAUGAUGGUACAGUACCUGUAUGUGCCUGGCGCCCAUGAGAUUCAUGCCAUUGGACGUGCUGUAGUGGACUAUGUUAAUAUCAUUUCCAAUAAGCAUCCCUAUUGGAAUCGAAGCCUUGGUGCUGAUCAUUUCAUGCUCUCUUGCCAUGAUUGGGGGCCGCGUACAUCAGCCUACGUUCCUAAUUUGUUCAAUAAUUCAAUCAGAGUUUUAUGUAAUGCAAAUACUUCUGAAGGAUUCAACCCUUCAAAAGAUGCCUCAUUUCCAGAAAUACAUCUAAGAACGGGGGAAGCUAAAGGACUUGUGGGUGGCCUCUCCCCUUCCCGGCGACCUAUUCUCGCCUUCUUCUCCGGCCGGCUGCACGGGCACAUUAGGCAGCUACUACUAGAUCAAUGGAAAAACAAAGACCAAGAUGUCCAAGUUUAUGAGCAACUACCAAAAGGUAUGUCAUAUGAGUCCAUGUUAAAAAAGAGCAGGUUCUGCCUAUGCCCUAGUGGAUAUGAAGUGGCAAGCCCAAGAGUUGUGGAAGCUAUCUAUGCAGAAUGUGUUCCUGUGCUAAUUUCAGAUAGUUAUGUUCCACCUUUCAGUGAUGUACUGAAUUGGAAGGCAUUUUCUGUGCAAAUAGAAGUAAAAGACAUACCCAAAAUUAAGGAGCUACUUAUGAGCAUAUCUCAAAGGCAAUACUUGAGAAUGCAGAGAAGAGUAAAGCAAGUCCAAAGGCAUUUUCUAGUGAAUAAUGGACCACCCAAGAGAUUUGAUUUGUUCCACAUGACCAUUCACUCUAUUUGGCUUAGAAGAUUGAACAUUCGCAUUCAAGAUUAUUAGCAUCUGUUAUUACCUUUUUUUUUUUUUAAGAACUAUUCUUUUUUUCUUUGUCAAAUAGCAAAAGUUGCUAUUGAGGAUAUGUUUAGGUUGUAAUAAGUGAAAACAAAAUAACAUAUGCUGAUUUUGUCUACCGAGAUCAA